Messenger RNA from Sinocyclocheilus rhinocerous, 2329 nucleotides. RefSeq names its product otolin 1b (gene otol1b). NCBI's taxonomy places the organism in Eukaryota, Metazoa, Chordata, Actinopteri, Cypriniformes, Cyprinidae. The record is from RefSeq and is a predicted model, not a curated record. The transcript is spliced from 5 exons. Gene Ontology annotation, molecular function: protein binding. The coding region runs from base 1 to 2280 and encodes 759 amino acids.
AUGAGGGCAGUAGUCGCACCAGAACGUGCACUGGCCAUUCAGCAGCUCGUGGCCUCAUUCAAAGUUGGAGCCCCUCGCCCUCUCAAGGUGUUUCAGAAGAUGCUGGGCCUCAUGGCCUCCACGUCUCCGGUGCUUCAGCUGGGCCUGCUUCGCAUGCGGUCCCUUCAGUGCUGGCUGAAUCCGCGAGUUCCGUCACACGCCUGGCGUCUCGGACGCCUUCAUGUCAAGGUGGACCAGGCCUGCGUAGCAGCUCUGGCCCCUUGGAAAGACUCGGUGGAUGGAACGGGGCGUGCUCCAGGGAAUGUUUUGCAGAAGGAAGAUGGUCUAGACAGACGCUUCAAACACGGGUGUGCCGGGCAGGUUGAACCAGGGAGCAGACAUGCUAUAUCAGAGCAACAUCCCCUCAGAAGAGUGGAUGCUCCACCAACAUAUGGUUCAGAGAAUCUGGGAGAUCUUCGGCAAGACAGAAUGUCCUUUGAACGCGCUAUCUUCAUAACUGUAAUAGCACUGACCUUUAUAACCUCGUGUGACACGAUCAAGCCCACUCAGAGGCCGAAGUACCAGUACACCAAGAAACCCCCCCGAGAGGUGGUCCAAACUACUCUAUAUGUAGGCAAGCCUACAGUCACAGCACGGAUUGUGGACUACACCAAAACCAGAGAGCGCUUCCCUGUGCACGUCACAGAGAGCACUACAGUUCCUGCUGACAGCUAUAUAGACUACCCUACAGACACCACCACAUCUCCCACCACGGCCAAAGACAAUUACACGCUAGACUACAAUGAAUGCUACUUCAACUUCUGUGAGUGCUGCCCUCCAGAGAAAGGCCCGCAAGGCUUCAAAGGAGAUAUAGGACUGAUCUUCAUAACUGUAAUAGCACUGACCUUUAUAACCUCGUGUGACACGAUCAAGCCCACUCAGAGGCCGAAGUACCAGUACACCAAGAAACCCCCCCGAGAGGUGGUCCAAACUACUCUAUAUGUAGGCAAGCCUACAGUCACAGCACGGAUUGUGGACUACACCAAAACCAGAGAGCGCUUCCCUGUGCACGUCACAGAGAGCACUACAGUUCCUGCUGACAGCUAUAUAGACUACCCUACAGACACCACCACAUCUCCCACCACGGCCAAAGACAAUUACACGCUAGACUACAAUGAAUGCUACUUCAACUUCUGUGAGUGCUGCCCUCCAGAGAAAGGCCCGCAAGGCUUCAAAGGAGAUAUAGGACUGGCAGGCCCACCUGGAGAAAAGGGAGUACCUGGACCCAAAGGUACGCCGGGCCCAAUAGGGCCAAAGGGCUUUACAGGACCUAAAGGAGAUAAAGGAGAGAAAGGUGAUCAAGGAAACAUAGGAUUCACUGGAUCUCCAGGCAUCCAGGGAAAGGCUGGAAUGAAAGGUGAGAUGGGUAUUAAAGGUGAGAAGGGUGCAGCUGGAUUGCCAGGAUUCAAAGGUUCGAAAGGAGAAAAAGGAGAUCCAAAUUUGAAUGUGUCAAAGGGUGACCAGGGAGAGCCAGGCAAAGAUGGACCACCGGGACCCCAAGGCAUGACUGGUGAAAAGGGUGAAAAGGGUGAUAGAGGAGAGUGCGGUUUACUUGGUGACAGGGGCCAGAAAGGUGAGCCAGGUGAUCCUGGACCACCAGGUGUGCGUGGAGACCCUGGUCCAUCUGGGCAACACGGCAUGCACGGGACUCCAGGAAGCGCCGGAGAACGCGGGGUACCAGGAGUUCCUGGAGCAAAGGGCGAGCCAGGAGCACGUGGACCAGCAGGAGUCAAAGGUAUACGAGGUCUGAGGGGAAUGAAGGGUGACCAUGGCCCCCAAGGGAAACGUGGAGACCGAGGCCUACGGGGACUGAAGGGUUCUAUGGGUCAAAGUGGACCGAGACUACGGUCUGCUUUCAGCGUCGGCCUGUAUCCAAGCAAGUCUUUCCCUCCAUCGGGAUUUCCAGUUCGCUUCGACAAGGUCUUCUACAAUGGAGAAAACCAUUACGACAUAGUCACUAGCAAAUUCAACUGCACCUACUCAGGAGUUUACGUGUUCUCCUACCAGAUCACAGUGAGAAACAAGCCGCUGCGUGCUUCUCUGGUGGUGAAUGGGGUGCGUAAGGUACGUUCGAGAGACACCCUACAGGGUCAAGACAUUGACCAGGCAUCCAAUCUAGUGAUCCUGAAGCUGGAUGUGGGAGACGAGGUGUGGGUAGAGACGCUGAGAGACUGGAACGGUGUCUACUCCAGCAGCGAGGAUGACAGCACCUUCUCUGGGUUCUUGCUCUAUCCUGACUAACACCUUCUUCAUGGCUAGAUCUCGAACUGAACUUUACAUGACAUGGACA